Molecule: messenger RNA, 560 nt
Organism: Thermothielavioides terrestris NRRL 8126
Lineage: Eukaryota; Fungi; Ascomycota; Sordariomycetes; Sordariales; Chaetomiaceae
Exons: 1
Coding region: 120-398 (92 amino acids)
Source: RefSeq, a predicted model, not a curated record
ACAGGAGUAGAUGGACAACCACGUCCUACUUUGAACUCCCUGCCGGGCACCGCCAACCGUUCUUCGGUGGCGACUGCACUGGGACUCGACCUUACUCCCUUGCUGGAUGCCCCUGGUCAAUGACCAAUUUGAGCUUACCGAGCAAGUCUUCGGCAACAUCAACUUCUACAGCCAUCACACGUCUACGCCACUGGCAGUCAGUCAGGUUCGUGAGAGGACGCGACGAGGACGGGAAGGCCACGGUCGCGGGGAAGGUGGUAACUGUGCAGGGGUCUCUGGAGCCGAACUCCACUGGGAAGACGGAGCUCGUGGCGGUGUGUGCUACGGAGCAGGAGCAGGAGCAGGAUCGGGUUAAGACGUUGGGGGAGCAUUUUGGUGGAGAGAGCGGAGAGUACUAGUAUGGGGAAAAGCAACGGAAUCGCGCGGGUUUGCUGUGGAAUUCCACAUCGAGGAGGACGAGGGAAGGACGAAGGGUGCGCUGUGGUUCAGCGUGUGAAGGCACCCCUUUCCAGCGAGCCGUUGUGGCUGAGACAGUCCAAGCACGUUCACCAUCAACCAUC